AUGAAGAGUGACUGGUCAAAAGGUUUACUUCCUCCAGACUUCAGUAAUGAACCUGGACCCCAAGGAACUGAUGAAGCAGGAAGUGAAAUCCUCCUCAUCAGCAUCUUCACUGAGGUCCACAUCACAGAGGGACAGAGUGAAGAGGUUAAUACCCAACAUGAGGUGAGGCAGCUUGAAACAGCUUCCAAGAUGAAGACCCUCCAUGACGCUCCAAUCAAGUGUCAGGACAUCUUUAAAGUCUUACCUGACCAACAGGAAACAGUCAGAGUGGUUCUGAUGAAUGGCGUCGCUGGCGUUGGAAAAACCUUCUCAGUGCUGAAGUUCACUCUGGACUGGGCACAGCGCUCCAACAACCAAGAUAUCAGUCUGCUGAUUCUGUUCUCGUUCAGGUCGCUGAACUUGAUCAAAGAUGAGCAGUACAGUCUGCUCAUGCUGAUCCAUGUUUUCUAUCCAACAUUACAGAAGCUCACAGCAGAGAAGCUCGCUGGCUGUAAAGUUCUGUUCAUCUUUGACGGCCUGGAUGAAAGCAGACUUUCACUGGAUUUCAACAACAGUGAGGUCGUGUCUGAUGUCACACAGAAGUCAUCAGUCAGCGUGCUGUUGACAAACCUCAUCAAGGGGAAGCUGCUUCCCUCGGCUCUCGUCUGGAUAACUUCCCGACCUGCAGCAGCCAAUCAGAUCCCUCGUUCAUGUGUGGACAGGGUAACAGAAGUACGAGGCUUCACUGACCCCCAGAAGGAGGAGUACUUCAGGAGGAGAUUCAGUGAUGAAGAGCACUCCAGCACAAUCAUCUCACACAUCAAGACAUCCAGGAGCCUCCACAUCAUGUGUCACAUCCCAGUCUUCUGCUGGAUCACUGCUACAGUUCUGGAUCACAUGUUGACUACAGACCAGAGAGGAGAGCUGCCCAAGACCCUGACUGACAUGUACUCACACUUCCUGCUGGUUCAGACAAAGAGGAAGAAGAACAAGUAUGAUGAGGGACAUGAGACGAGUCCACAGGAGCUGACGGAGGCUGACAGGAACCUUCUUCUGAAGCUGGGGAGGCUGGCGUUUGAACAACUGGAGAAAGGAAACAUCAUGUUCUACCAAGAAGACCUGGAGAAGUGUGGUCUUGAUGUCACAGAGGCCUCGGUGUUAUCAGGAGUUUGUACACAGAUCUUCAAAAGAGAGAGUGUGAUCUUCCAGAAACCAGUCUACAGCUUUGUUCAUCUGAGCGUUCAGGAGUUUCUGGCUGCAGUCUACAUGUACCACUGUUACACCAGCAGGAAGAGAAAGGGACUGGAGGACUUCCUGGGAGGAUACUACAGUCACUUAUCUUUGGAUCACAUACUGAAGAGAGCCAUGAAUAAAUCUCUCCUCAGUGAAAAUGGCCACCUGGACCUGUUUGUCCGCUUCCUUCAUGGCCUCUCUCUGGAGUCCAACCAGAGUCUCUUAGGAGACGUGCUGGGUCCGACACACAACAGGCCAAAAACCAUCCAGAGAGUGAUCAACAACCUGAAAGAGAUGAACAGUGGUGAUAUCUCUCCUGACAGAAGCAUCAACAUCUUCCACUGUCUGAUGGAGAUGAAGGACCGCUCAGUACAUCAGGAGAUCCAAGAGUUCCUGAAGUCAGAGAACAGAUCAGAGAAGAAACUCUCUGAUAUCCAAUGCUCAGCUCUGGCCUACAUGCUGCAGAUGUCAGAGGAGGUUCUGGAUGAGUUGGACCUGAAGAAGUACAACACAUCACAGGAGGGACGACGGAGACUGAUCCCAGCUGUGAGGAACUGCAGAAAGGCUGUACUUUGGGGCUGUGGACUCUCAGAGACUCACUGUGAAGUUGUGGCCUCAGCUCUGAAGUCCAACCCUCAUCUGACACAUCUGAACCUGAACUACAACAAACUGUCUGAUUCAUCAGAUUCAGGAGUGAAGCAGCUGUGUGGUUUUGUGGAGAGUCCAGACUGCAAACUGGAGACUCUGAGAUUGGAGCGCUGCAGUUUGUCAGAGAUCAGCUGUGAUUAUCUGGCCUCAGCUCUGAAGGACAACCCCUCCCAUCUGAGAGAGCUGAAUAUGAGCCUCAACGACCUGAAGGAUUCAGGAGUGAAGCAGCUGUGUGGUUUUGUGGAGAGUCCAGACUGCAAACUGGAGACUCUGAGAUUGGAGCGCUGCAGUUUGUCAGAGAUCAGCUGUGAUUAUCUGGCCUCAGCUCUGAAGGACAACCCCUCCCAUCUGAGUUGGCUGGAUCUGAGUGGAAACAGCCUGAAGGAAUCAGACGUGAAGCAGUUGAUUGAUCUUCAGCAGAGUCCAGACUGCACACUGGAGGAUCUGGAGUCAGGACCAGCAGAGGGCUCCAGUGGUAUUGGUAUGAGGGAAUGA
This is a messenger RNA of Scomber japonicus (chub mackerel), 2355 nucleotides long. Its product is annotated as NLR family CARD domain-containing protein 3-like. The record is from RefSeq and is a predicted model, not a curated record. Bases 1 to 2355 code for a protein of 784 amino acids. The transcript is spliced from 8 exons. Gene Ontology annotation, molecular function: protein binding. Lineage: Eukaryota; Metazoa; Chordata; Actinopteri; Scombriformes; Scombridae.